This is a messenger RNA of Heterostelium album PN500, 1236 nucleotides long. RefSeq lists its product as uncharacterized. The transcript is spliced from 3 exons. The record is from RefSeq and is a predicted model, not a curated record. Lineage: Eukaryota; Evosea; Eumycetozoa; Acytosteliales; Acytosteliaceae. The coding region runs from base 1 to 1236 and encodes 411 amino acids.
AUGGAUACAAGAAAUCAAGAUAUCAAUGAACAAACUUCUGUUCCCACCAAUGUUCAAGAAAACCAAGAAUCCAAUCUAAACCAAGAGAGAAUGGAAUCAAGCCAAAGAGGUCAAAACGAAUCUUUGGAAUCAAACAAUCAAGAUGAUUUAGUAAGAAUGUUUAAUGAUAAACUUAAAACAGUUGAUAGAAAACUUGAUGAUUUAAAUGGAUCGAUCCUAUCAUUAUCUUCAAAACUCGAGGGAUCUGAACAAAGAUCGAAAGUGGAGAAGGAAACCAUUUCAAUUGAAGAGUUAACCAGUGAGAAAUGGAACUAUGUUCAAAACUCUCUUCGUUUGGAGACAAAGGUGUCAAAAGGUUACCAGUUUCCAAAGGAUAUUCCUCAGAUCGAUUCAGUCUACCAAUGGAAAGACAAUUCUGUCUAUGAACAAAUCAACGACAUCAUCUCGUACCUCAAUUCGAACUUGACCAUCGGUGACGGCUAUGCUUUCUACAACAUCACCGGUGAUUCCAACUUCCUCUUUACCUCACACCAAGAGCUACCAUUCAGUUUCCGUGGUGGAUCCAACAUUGUCAUCGCCAAGAAGAAUCUCUCCAAAGAUGUUUUGGAUUCUCAAAUUCUCUUUAUCAUCCGUAUCAAGAAGAAUGAAUUGGAAAUCGAUGAAUCUCGUCACCAAGCCGAGUGCGAGCUGAUCUUGGCAUCGCUCAAGUCACACCUUCCUGUGGUGUCGAUUGUUACUGACCUCGGCGACAACUGGAGAUUCCGCUGGAUGAUUGACAACCAUGUAGUGAACUACUACAACAUCAAAUCGAUGUCUCAGGCACAGGAACUAAUCAACAUGAGAGUUAGAACAACUGGUAGCUUCAGCACUAUGGUUCAUCCCACCAUGGCCAGAGAGCAAAAGUUUAUCAACCCAUUCAAGUUCCGUUUGGCUUCUUCCACUGACUUCCUCGAUUCUUUGGACGGCAGCUCCAAUGAGGAACAUCAAUUCGUCUCACAACACUUGCAAUCGUUGCUUGUAAGCAUCCAACAGAAACCUCAGCAACUCAAAGAAAAAGCUGGAAGUGUUGUUGAGAAAAUUCAAGGACAAGAAAUCAGCCCUCAACAACAACAUCAGCAGCAGCAACAACAAAGAUUUUCACCAAAACAAGAAUUGAAGGAAUCAUCACCCACAACAUUAGCCAAACAACAACAAGAAUCAACAACAACUCCAACAUCAGCACCACCAGUUCAAUAA